Molecule: messenger RNA, 1165 nt
Organism: Spea bombifrons (plains spadefoot toad)
Lineage: Eukaryota; Metazoa; Chordata; Amphibia; Anura; Pelobatidae
Gene: RSRC1
Product: arginine and serine rich coiled-coil 1
Exons: 10
Coding region: 97-1065 (322 amino acids)
Biological process (GO): alternative mRNA splicing, via spliceosome
Cellular component (GO): nucleus; cytoplasm
Source: RefSeq, a predicted model, not a curated record
CAGCCGCUUGGCUUCUAUUGCUUCUGUCUGGCGUUUUUCCUUUGAGCGUGUGUGCCCUGCAGCCUCUGCUCCGGUACACGGUACUUCCGGAACAGAAUGGGACGUCACUCCACAGACUCGGAAGAGGAAUCCAGGACCCGCAAGAAGAAAAAACAUCGCAAGAGAUCUUCCUCCAGCAGUUCGUCAGACAGGAGGUCGUACACUCGUAAAAAGUCAGGAAGGAGAUCUAGGUCUCGUUCCAAAGAGACAUAUUCAAGCUCACACUCCCAUGACAAGAGACGCAGGCACCGUUCUAGCAGUGACUCCUCUUACGGCUCAAGGAGGAAGCGCAGUCGCAGCAGAGAAAGAGAGAAAGCCAGGUCGCGCAAGGUCCACAGGUCAAGAACAUCAAGGUCGCGAUCAAGACAUCGCCAGCGUUCUCGGAGCCGAAGCAGUGAACGAUCAAGUCGAAGACGGUCUCGCAGUAGGUCCCGUGAAAGGGAACGUGGUAAAGGUAAAGAAAAGGUGAAGACCAGGGAGAAGGACAGAGGCAAAGAAAAAGAAUCAAGUUCCAAGCUCGGGGGCUCGGUAAACAUCAAAACUGGAUUAGAACAUCUGCCUCCUGCUGAACAGGCCAAAGCAAGGCUGCAGAUGGUUCUCCAAGCUGCUGCAAAGGCAGAUGAAGCAUUAAGAGCAAAGGAGAGAAGCCAGGAAGAAGCCAGAAAGAAAAAGGAAGAUGAGCAAUAUGUUUUACUAGAGCAAGCGAAACGCAUGAACGAGAUUGAAGCCAUUGAAAGUGACUCCUUCGUUCCACAAGCUUUCCGCUCAAGCCGUGACACAAAAACCUCAACAGAAAGCAGCGAGACAAAGCAUGAAUCUGCUAUAUUAGGAAGUGGAACCAUUGACCAUCUUGAAGAGGAGAAGGAUAAAGAGGUCGGACAAAUCCCAACUUCUAUCAAAUAUCUUGAUGAAAACUGUCUUGCCCACCAAAAUUUAUAUAUUGAGAAGACGGAAGCAGAGGAGAAAUGGUAUAAAAGAUUAAUUUCGCUCAGACAAGAACGGCUGAUAGGUAGCCCCGUGGCAUGACGAACCAGACAUGACUCAGCCGAUUGUAAACUGUGUUAUUUUAACUAGUGUCAAACCCAGCAUUUUUUCUUUUACUUCUUCAUUAAAUGUUUUUAUACAA